GUGAAUUAGUUUGUUGUUCGCGCCAGCCGAGAGCGCACGAGUUUCUGUCUCCAGGCAUCAGCAUUUGGAAUUUCGAGAAUACAGCAGCAGCAAUACAGCAAAUUGAUCAGUAGCAGCGCAAAACGACGAAAGCAAAGACGCAAAGGCAGACAGAGGAAUAACCCCAGACACAGCUGAUCUGCAGCCAGCCAGGCACAUUCGAUUGAACCAAGCUGCAUAGCAAGUGAAAUACGGAAUAAAAAAGAACAAACACAAAUCAAUAUCAAUAUCAAUAUCAAUACAUUAGAUAAACUUGAGCAUAAAACCAGUUUUUCCCAAAGUGCCUACAAAAUGAGUAAAAUGCCUGAGACAACGUUUGCCGACCUGAGUCUGGCCGAUAAGACUUCUGUGAAAAAACCGAAUCUUGAAGCGCGUCGAUUCAGCGACGUCUCCACCUGUUCCUUUAGCUCUGCCUGCUUCACUGGCAGCUCCGACGAGGAUGACUUUUCUCCGAAGGACAACAAGCAGCAAAACUCCAGUGGCAGCUCGGACUUUUGCAUCAAGAGCAUUGGCAAGGCCGCCUUUGGCAGGCGAGAGAUUGAGAUCGCCGAACAGGAGAUGCCCGGCAUCAUGGCUUUGCGUAAGCGAGCCGCAGAUGAUAAACCUCUGCUCAAUGCCAAAAUCGUGGGCUGCACGCAUGUCAAUGCCCAGACGGCUGUGCUCAUUGAGACGCUAACACUGCUUGGAGCUUCGGUACGCUGGGCGGCCUGCAAUAUAUUCUCCACACAGAAUGCAGUGGCGGCUGCUUUGGCUGAAGCUGGUGUGCCCAUUUACGCUUGGCGCGGUGAAACGGAGGAGGACUUUUGGUGGUGUCUGGACAAGUGUGUGCAUAAGGAAGGCUGGCAGGCGAAUCUGAUAUUGGACGAUGGCGGCGAUGCUACGCAUUUGAUACUUAAAAAAUAUCCGGAAUACUUCAAGUCCAUUAAGGGCAUUGUGGAGGAGAGCUUAACGGGUGUGCACAGGCUCUAUCAGAUGUCCAAAGCUGGCAAACUGACUGUGCCGGCCAUGAAUGUCAACGAUUCGGUGACCAAAAACAAGUUUGAUACCUACUUCACCUGCCGCGAUUCCAUAUUGGACAGUUUAAAGCGCACCACAGACAUUAUGUUCGGCGGCAAGCAGAUUGCCGUUUGCGGCUAUGGAGAUGUGGGCAAAGGCUGUGCGGAAGCCCUGCGUGGUCAGGGCUGCAUUGUUUAUAUCACGGAGAUUGAUCCCAUUUGCGCUUUGCAGGCGGCAAUGAAUGGUUUUCGUGUUGUGCGUCUCUCGGAAGUCAUACGCAGUGUUGACGUUGUGGUUACUGCCACUGGCAACAAGAACGUUGUUACUCGAGAUCAUAUGAACCGCAUGAAAAACGGAUGCAUUGUAUGCAACAUGGGACACUCUACAUCGGAAAUAGAUGUGAGCAGCUUGCAUACGCCGGAGCUGAGCUGGCAACGGGUGCGCUCUCAGGUGGAUCAUAUUAUUUGGCCAGACGGCAAGAUGAUAAUACUGCUGGCCGAGGGGCGCUUGGUUAAUCUCGCGUGCUCAACCAUUUCAUCGUUUGUGGUAUCCGUUGCCUCGGCCACACAAGCAUUGGCUCUCAUUGAACUCUACUCGGCGCCGGGACGCUACAAGUCGGAUGUUUACCUGCUGCCCAAGAAAAUGGAUGAGUAUGUGGCUAGUCUGCAUUUGUCCACUUUUGAUGCACAUCUUACUGAGCUAACCGAUGCGCAGGCAAAGUUCCUGGGCUUGAACAAGGCUGGACCUUUCAAGGCAAACUAUUACAGAUAUUGAUCAGUAUUUUGAUGCUCUUAUUGCGAUUGACUUUGGUUGAACCGAAUGCAUAUUUUAGUUUUAUUCCAUAUUUUACAUUUUUAAAUUGUUUGUUGUUUGUAUAAAUUAAGUAUGAAAUUAUAAUUUUAUUAGCGUUUAUGGCAUUCCAAGAUAUCGUUUGUUUGGAUUGUGCAGAGCGAAUAAAUUAGAUAAAAAUAGAUUGCAGAUAAUAAAAGACUGCCAUCUAGCGGUAGUGUCAGUAACCUAUUUAGCAAAUGCACAAACCGAUUUGUCGACGCCCUGGCGAGUGAAAAUGU
Drosophila busckii is the source of this 2105-nucleotide messenger RNA. RefSeq names its product adenosylhomocysteinase-like 2 (gene AhcyL2). The record is from RefSeq and is a predicted model, not a curated record. The transcript has 6 exons. Gene Ontology annotation, biological process: L-methionine cycle. Lineage: Eukaryota; Metazoa; Arthropoda; Insecta; Diptera; Drosophilidae. The coding region runs from base 331 to 1809 and encodes 492 amino acids. Gene Ontology annotation, cellular component: cytosol.